This is a messenger RNA of Fusarium sp. VM40, 1644 nucleotides long. NCBI's taxonomy places the organism in Eukaryota, Fungi, Ascomycota, Sordariomycetes, Hypocreales, Nectriaceae. The record is from the annotation of a GenBank genome assembly.
AUGUUAUCCUCAACCAGGCAACGUGCCCUUCUGGUUUCAAGGCGAUUUCCAACAACGACUCUGUUUCGCAUGACCCGACCUCUAUCAAACAUAGCAAAAAGUGAUGUUAUCUCUGGUAAUAGUAGGUUCAAAGAUCAGAGGGUUUCCUAUGUGAUAGGUGGUACCGCUGUAGCUAUUGUUGCACUGCUAUACAAGAAGGGAGACUCUCAAUUUGUUGAUGAUCCGCGAGAUGUGCAAGCUCUCUCAACCGUCCCUCUUAGCAAAUUGAUAUCAGGCUGGACUGCUUUCGCCUUCUGUUCCUCUCCAACAUGGGUUGACAUGAGCGAGACCUUGUACAAUGGUUUGUCCAAGAUACCGAUUGUUUCUUCAAUUACACACGCGGUCGUCAUGAGGACAUUUUUCAACCAAUUCCUCGGUGGAGAGAUGACUGAGGAAUGUAUCCCAAAGAUCGAUGCUCUCCGCCAACAUCAAAUCGGCACGCUCCUUGGUUACAACAUUGAGGCUGAGCUAGAUGGUACCAGCAAGGACCCAGACCUGAUCCUCACGCAAACACAGCACGUGCUGGAAUCGAUUGAGGUACAGGGGAAGCUGGCUAAGCAGUAUUGCCAGGAUCCUAGUGCUACAGGUGGAGAUAAUCGGUCCUGGGUAAGGAUCAAGAUUACUGGCCUACUUCCACACCCGGUUGCGCUCUAUCACGGCUCCAAGGCUAUUCUCAGAGCAAGAGAAGCUAAGGGGCUCGAUAAAGAUGUUCCUUACCCGGGUCUACCCCACCAAGGCGACUGGCAGGCUGCUCUGAAUGGCAAAGAUGUCACUGAUUCUGAUCGGGAGCAAUUGCUCGCCCUGAGAGCUACACUCGAGACCAUCGCCAGCAAGGCCCGGAAUAAUAACGUCCGAAUAGUCAUCGAUGCGGAGCAGUCGUGGUACCAACCAGUGAUCGACAGCUUGACUGACGAACUCAUGCAAGAGUACAACACCUUGGACGGUCCUGCUACUUGUAUCGCCUCAUUCCAGGCCUACCUUCGCCGUUACCCACAGCUCCUCGACCAGCAGAUUCGCCGUGCCGAAACACAUGGCUACAAGUUACUAUUCAAACAGGUCCGGGGAGCUUACAUGGUGACAGAGGCUGAGAGAUGGAAGCAGGAGGGCAGAAAGGGUCCCGGUCCUGUGUGGGAAACAAAGGAGGAGACAGAUGCAAGCUACAACUAUGGCAUCGAGAAGACCCUCGCAACUGUAGCGGACCAAAUUAAACAGACUGGAAACUCAAAGCUCGGCGCCGUCUUUGCUACACAUAACUCGAUCAGCAUUGAUUUUGGAAUCGAGCUGCUCCAAAAACAUGGAUUGGCUGUGCGCAGGGCCGAUGGCAAACUCUAUGUACCCAGGGAGGUGGCUGGCAGUAUUGCUUUUGCGCAGUUGUACGGAAUGAAAGAUGACCUGACUAACAGAAUCACUGGAUCGCUCACAGCCGAUGGUGGCUUUCCGCUUGUUGUCAAGUCCAUGAGCUAUGGGGACUUAAAGGAGUGUCUGCCAUUCCUUGCUAGACGAGCUACUGAGAACAAGGCUGUCCUGGAGGGAAGAGGAGGAGCUGCCGCUGAGAGGGUUCGGCUGGGGCGCGAGAUCCGCCGACGAAUUCUUCCGUUCUACUAA